Eucalyptus grandis is the source of this 2511-nucleotide messenger RNA. Its product is annotated as putative receptor-like protein kinase At3g47110. Gene Ontology annotation, molecular function: protein binding; protein kinase activity; ATP binding. The coding region runs from base 1 to 2511 and encodes 836 amino acids. Gene Ontology annotation, biological process: protein phosphorylation. The record is from RefSeq and is a predicted model, not a curated record. NCBI's taxonomy places the organism in Eukaryota, Viridiplantae, Streptophyta, Magnoliopsida, Myrtales, Myrtaceae. The transcript has 2 exons.
AUGCCCCCGUCAUUCGGAAACCUCUCCUCUCUUCACGUCUUCGCAACAUCUUCAAAUGAUCUUGACGGUACGAUUCCAGAGACUCUUGGUUGGCUUAGAAAUCUGAAAGUGCUCGUUCUCAACAUGAAUAAGUUUGUCAAUAUGAUUCCUAUCUCAAUCUUUAAUAUAUCCACUCUGACAAUUCUUUCUGCGGGUGAAAACCAAUUAGAGGGGGGCUUACUCAUUGACUUAGGCUUCACUCUUCCGAAUCUCCAAAGAAUUGGUUUGUUUGACAAUCACCUCAUCGGACCCAUUCCUGAGUCAAUAUCCAACAUAUCUAAUCUCGGUCAAAUCCAACUCAAGUCGAACAACUUUAUUGGAAAAGUUCCUUCUUUCUCAAAGAUGAGAGGACUCUAUUGGUUUAGCAUCAGCAGUAACAACUUUGGAAGUGGGCAAUAUGCUAAUCUUGACUUCUUGUGCUCUUUAACCAAUUCUACAAACUUGGAGUAUUUUAAUGUAGAGAGCAAUGCUUUUAGAGGACCAAUCCCAGGCUGUAUCGGUAACCUCUCUAUCUCUCUUUCAAGAUUUGGGUUAGGUUACAAUUACAUUUCUGGAACCUUACCUUCUAGAAUCGGAAAUCUCAUCAAUAUGGAGCUCCUACAGAUAGUAGGCAACAACAUCUCGGGAAAAAUUCCUCCUGAGAUCGGAAAUCUGAUCAAACUGAAGUAUUUGGAUCUCGGUUCAAAUAAUUUCUCAGGGCAGAUACUAGAAUUCAUCGGGAAUUUAAGGAUGUUAACCAAAUUGUACUUGGACAGCAAUAAUUUCCAAGGCUCGAUACCAUCAUCUCUAGGAAAUUGCCAUAAUCUACUUCUCUUGGACCUUUCAACCAAUGACCUCAACGGUAAUAUUCCCCCAAAAAUUGUGGGCCUCUCAUCUUUGUCGAUUUAUCUCAACUUGUCACAAAAUAGUCUUACUGGCUCCCUUCCCGGAGAAGUUGGAAAUUUGCGAAAUCUCAAUGAAUUAAGUCUUAAUGGGAACAAAUUAUCUCAACAAAUCCCACGCAGUAUCGGUAGUUGUACAUCCAUGGAGCGCCUAUAUGUACAGGAUAACUUUUUUGAAGGGCCCCUACCAUCAACUAUGAGUUCCAUGAGAGGCCUUCAAGUUUUGAACGUUUCGAAAAACCGAUUGUCGGGCCAAAUCCCGGAAUAUCUAGCAUCACUAAAUCUAAUGAAUUUGAGCCUAUCCUACAACGAUUUUGAGGGUGCAUUGCCUACAGGAGGAAUUUUCAGAAGCGCCAUUUCAACUUCAAUUGUUGGAAACAAGAAGCUUUGUGGGGGUUUGCUAGAUUUUCAACUACCGAAAUGCGACUAUGAAGAGUCAAAACAAAGGAGAAUAAGUGGAACUGCUAAAGUUUUGAUAUCCGUAGUCUCUGCUCUUGUAGGAGUAGCCUGCAUAUUGUUUCUGUUAUACUUCUUCUGGUUUAGACACAAUAAGAAAGUGUCUACUUCAAGCUCUUCUGAAGAUGGGUUUUUGCAUGUUUCUUAUCACAGUCUACUAAAAGCGACAGGUGGAUUCUCUUCCACCAAUUUGCUUGGCGUGGGCAAUAUUGGGUCCGUGUAUAGAGGACUUCUUGAUCAAACUCAGUUGAUUGUGGCCGUCAAGAUUCUCGACCUUACAUGUCAUGGAGCUUCCAAUAGCUUUGUAGCAAAGUGCGAGGUCUUGAGAAGAAUCCGACACCGUAAUCUUGUGAAGGUGCUCACCGUGUGUUCUGGGUUUGAUUUUAAAGGAAAUGAUUUCAAGGCACUGGUCUAUGAAUUCAUGCCAAAUGGAAGCUUGGAUGAGUGGUUGCACCCAAUUGCAUCACAAUAUACAGAGAGAAGCAAGUUGAGUCUACUUGAGAGAGUGAACAUUUCCAUUGAUGUUGCUUGUGCACUAGAUUAUCUCCAUCAUCACUAUGAAAUGCCAAUAGUUCAUUGUGAUCUAAAGCCAAGCAAUAUCCUUCUUGACGAUGAAAAGACUAGACAUUUGGGCGAUUUCGGGCUUGCUAGGUUCCUCCCAGAAGCAAUGCAUAAGUUACUGGCCAAUCAAUCAAGCUCUGUCAAAGUCAAAGGAUCUUUCGGCUACAUAGCUCCAGAGUAUGGCAUGGGAAGUGUGGUAUCCACACAAGGAGAUGUGUAUAGCUUUGGGGUCCUCAUUUUGGAGAUGUUCAUAGGCAAGAGGCCAACCAAUGACAUGUUUGAAAAUGGGUUGGACCUUCAUCACUUUGCAAAGGCAACUUUGACGGACCGAGUGGAGAAGGCAAUUGAUCCCGUUCUGCUUCAAGAAAUUGAGGAAUUGAAUAAGACACAAAGAGUCACUCCGAAGGGCAAGAACAAAAGCUGGAGCAACAUUCAGGACUGUUUGGCUUCAAUUAUCAAAAUAGGAGUCGCUUGCUCUUCCAAGUCUCCAAGGGAACGAAUGGACAUCGGUGAUACAUUGACUAAACUCCAAGGAAUCAAGAAGAAAUUUCUUAAUUUCAUUGUCAUUGCCUAG